Molecule: messenger RNA, 1642 nt
Organism: Patella vulgata (common limpet)
Lineage: Eukaryota; Metazoa; Mollusca; Gastropoda; Patellidae
Product: histone acetyltransferase KAT8
Exons: 1
Coding region: 31-1377 (448 amino acids)
Biological process (GO): regulation of DNA-templated transcription
Molecular function (GO): histone acetyltransferase activity
Source: RefSeq, a predicted model, not a curated record
GUUUUCAUUGGUUAAACUUCAAUUGCGCCAAUGAUGGCCGACGACUCAAUUGUGUUGACUAAAACUGCGUCAGUAAAUCAACAAAUUCGGAACCCAGCAAUAUCUAAGAUGGAUGAGAAAAAUACGACUAACUCAGGAAGUGAUGUUCUGCCAGAUAUCGGGGACCGCUUUAUGAUCAAAAGAUCUGAUGACACUUGGCACGCUGCUGAAGUUGUUCAAACGAGACAAAGUGAUCACUCCGGUCCAGGAGUGAAACCUGAAUUUUACGUUCAUUAUGACGGCUUCAAUCGGCGUCUCGAUGAAUGGGUUGAGAUUGAUAGAUUUGAUCUUUCCAGUAAGAUUGAAGACCAACAAUCCAAAGUAAAGGAAUUAACCAUAUCCUUGACAGAUCUAACCGAUGGUACUGACAGGAAAAUUACAAGGAAUCAAAAACGUAAACAUGACGAAAUUAACCACAUUCAGAAAACUUAUGCUGAAAUGGACCCAACUACCGCUGCUUUGGAGAAGGAGCAUGAAGCUAUAACAAAGGUCAAAUAUAUUGACAAGAUCCAAAUUGGGAAGUAUGAAAUAGAUGCCUGGUAUUUUUCACCAUAUCCAGAAGAAUAUGGAAAGCAGAGCAAGUUGUGGAUCUGUGAAUAUUGUUUGAAAUAUAUGCGCCUGGAAAAAUCUUACAGAUAUCACCAGACACAAUGUUUCCAAAGACAUCCACCAGGAAAGGAAGUUUACAGACGUGGAACUAUAUCAGUUUUUGAAGUUGAUGGAAAAGAUGCGAAGAUUUACUGUCAAAAUCUGUGUUUGCUUGCUAAGCUGUUUCUUGAUCAUAAGACAUUGUAUUUUGAUGUUGAACCUUUUUUGUUUUAUAUUUUGACAGAAGUUGACAGAGCGGGCUGUCAUUUGGUUGGUUACUUCUCAAAAGAGAAAGAGUCGCCAGAUGGUAAUAACGUUGCCUGUAUUCUUACACUACCCCCAUUUCAGCGUAAAGGAUAUGGGAAAUUCAUAAUUGCUCUCAGUUACGAAAUCUCUAAGAUAGAUGGAAGCGUGGGCUCGCCUGAAAAACCCUUAUCUGACUUGGGCAAACUGAGCUACAGAAGUUAUUGGUCGUGGGUGCUACUGGAAAUAUUACGAGACUUUAGAGGAACUUUGACAAUCCGAGAUUUGAGUCGAAUGACAAGCAUUACACAAAAUGAUAUCAUUAGCACAUUACAGUCAUUGAAUAUGGUGAAAUACUGGAAAGGACAACAUGUGAUCUGUGUAACACCCAAGUUAGUUGAGGAACAUCUAAAGAGUGCUCAGUAUAAAAAGCCCCCUAUAACCGUGGAUGUUUCUUGUCUAAGAUGGGAGCCACCGAGGAGGGGAUUUAAAAUGAUGAAAAAGUGAAUAUGAAACCUUUGAAAUUACAAAUGUAUUGUUAAUGUAUGAUCGUGUAGAUACACAAUAUUGGACAGCAAUCGGACAAUACAGUAGAAUCUGUAUGAGCAGCCACUAUACUCCUAUUCAUGUACAUGUAAGAAUUAAGCAAGUCUGUACUGUUGAUGUAUAUUGACUUUCUGUCUGUUAACACAAUGUAAAUAUAAAUAAUAUGCAUUGCUUUAGUAGAGUUUGUGCAUCUUUUGUUAAGUUGAAAAUAAAUUGUGCAAAAAUA